Humulus lupulus (European hop) is the source of this 1243-nucleotide messenger RNA. Its product is annotated as zinc finger protein CONSTANS-LIKE 4. Gene Ontology annotation, molecular function: zinc ion binding; protein binding. The coding region runs from base 43 to 1053 and encodes 336 amino acids. The transcript is spliced from 2 exons. Gene Ontology annotation, biological process: regulation of photoperiodism, flowering; regulation of flower development. The record is from RefSeq and is a predicted model, not a curated record. Gene Ontology annotation, cellular component: nucleus. NCBI's taxonomy places the organism in Eukaryota, Viridiplantae, Streptophyta, Magnoliopsida, Rosales, Cannabaceae.
AGACUGAAGAGAAGUAGAAAAAGCUUACUCGGAGAAGCAGCUAUGGCGUCGAAGCUAUGCGACUCGUGCAAAUCGGCUACAGCCACACUCUACUGCCGUGCCGACGCCGCGUUCCUCUGCGUCACCUGCGACUCCAACGUCCACGCAGCCAACAAGCUGGCUUCGCUCCACGCGCGAGUUUGGGUCUGCGAAGUCUGCGAGCAAGCCCCGGCUCACGUCACGUGCAAGGCCGACGCCGCCGCCCUCUGCGUCACGUGCGAUCGAGAUAUUCACUCUGCUAACCCUCUCGCCCGCCGCCACGAGCGCGUCCCGAUAACGCCGCUAUACGAAUCCGUUAACUCGGCGAAAUCUAACGGUGCCGCCGUUAACUUCCUUAACGACCGUUACUUCCCCGAAGACGCCGAACCCGACGCUGCCGAGGUCAGUACGGAGGAGGCUGAGGCCGCUUCUUGGCUUCUUCCUAACCCUAAAGCCAUGGAAAGCCCGGAUCUGAACUCGGGUCAGUACGUCUUUCCUGAUAUGGUUCCGUAUCUGGAUCUGGAUUACGGCCACCUGGAUCCGAAGCUAGAAGCUCAAGAACAGAACAGUUCCGGUACUGAUGGAGUUGUUCCGGUACACAGUAAGAGCUCUCAGUCCCAGCCUCCCAUGGCGAACGAACAGUGUUACGAAAUGGAUUUCUCCGGAUCUAAACACUUCGUCUACGGCUACAACGCUCAACAUCUAAGCCACAGUGUAUCGUCGUCGUCCCUAGACGUGGGUGUAGUCCCGGACGGGAACACCAUGGCCGACGGUUACCCCAACAAGGCGAUGAGCUCAAAUGGGUCGGACUCAGCCCGGCAGCCGGCCCAGUUCUCGUCGGCGGACCGAGAAGCGAGAGUGUUGAGGUACAGAGAGAAGAGAAAGAAUCGGAAGUUUGAGAAGACGAUUCGAUACGCUUCUCGAAAAGCCUACGCCGAAACCAGACCCAGAAUCAAAGGAAGGUUCGCUAAGCGUACGGAAGUAGAACUCGAAGCCGACCGUAUCUCGGGAUACGGCGUCGUUCCGAUGUUUUAGGUUUUAUUUUUGAUGUUUUUUUUUUUUGUAAAUAUUGUUUUUUUUUUUGUUUAUGUAAUAUGUAGUAAUGAAUUUUGCUUUCACGAUGAGCAAUUUUAAGCUAUGAAUCUUUACAAGCUUUUUUGUUUUUUUUUUUGAUGUAUUUUUGUUUUUGUAUUUUCAGAAAUAAAAUCUGAUUAGUUGUAUCUAA